GGCUAUUUUACAUGGGUAAAAUUUAACUCUGCACAUUAGGUUCUGCGCUACUGUUGAUCGACGCACGAGCACGGAGAAUGGAAACUGACACAACAGCUGAUAAUUGUAACUUUAUUAAAGUCGGAUCAAUAGUUUCCGGAACUGAGAUAAAUAGUGGGCACAGUCAUGGCAACGAACAUGGUCACACCCACGAAAUCAUGGACGGGCCUGGCAAGUACACGGACCGAGACGUGCCUCUCACGCGGACUGAUUGGAAUGAGAGAGCCUUCACUGUUGGAAUAGGAGGUCCCGUGGGGUCAGGAAAAACAGCCCUAGUUCUGGGCCUUUGUAAACACCUGAGAGAAGCGCACAACAUUUGCGUAGUUACCAACGACAUUUUUACCAGGGAGGAUUGGGAGUUCUUGGUGAGGAAUAAGGCCCUUCCGGAGGACCACAUGCGGGCGGUGGAGACUGGAGGCUGUCCCCAUGCCGCCAUAAGGGAGGAUUAUUCAUUGAAUAUGGAGGAAGUACGCGAGCUCACAAAGAAGUUUUCUCCUAGAUUGGUUAUAGUGGAAUCAGGGGGAGAUAACCUUGCCGCCAACUUUAGCCGAGAGCUUGCGGACUAUAUCAUCUAUGUUAUUGAUGUUGCAGGGGGAGACAAGAUACCGCGAAAGGGAGGCCCGGGAAUCACACAAAGCGAUCUGUUGGUUAUAAACAAGACGGACCUUGCUGAUGCAGUGGGAUCUGACCUAAACGUGAUGGAGAGGGACGCAGCUAUGAUGAGACAGAGCGGUCCGACACUCUUUACCCAGGCCAAACACAAUAUCGGCGUACCGGAGAUUGCCGAACACAUACUUUCGGCAUGCAAGAAUAUGACCAGGUCAUAAAAUCAACUAGACGAGACUCCAGUCUCUUCUUUAUUUGCCAAAUCUGUUCAUUGAUUCGUGUCAUUAGACACCCGUCUUUUAAAAUCCAUGGAUCGUUGAAAAUGGCAUCUAGCAUUUGCAUAAUCAUUUAUUACUUAUAUGUUGGAUCGGUCUAAAUGGAACGUUAUAACCUCUCAAUUGGUUGAUCCAUAGUUGUUUUACUUGUUUUCAUCGUAGAUAUAUGCUUUAUGCUGAAAAUGUUAGAUAUUAUGACCGUAGGUUAUUAAGGAGACUUAAAGUGAUGCCAGUAGAUACGUUGACAUGUUUUAGCUUCAGCAUGUUUGUGGAGAUGGAUAAAAGGGAACGUAUAAAAAACAACAUGUACAUAAAACUGUAUCAGUCCAGUUGUUGAGAGCUGAUAACAGCUUCUAACGAAUAUUAAAAUAUUUACAUUAAAUGUGAA
This is a messenger RNA of Pecten maximus, 1308 nucleotides long. Its product is annotated as urease accessory protein UreG-like. Gene Ontology annotation, molecular function: nickel cation binding; GTPase activity. The record is from RefSeq and is a predicted model, not a curated record. Bases 78 to 866 code for a protein of 262 amino acids. NCBI's taxonomy places the organism in Eukaryota, Metazoa, Mollusca, Bivalvia, Pectinida, Pectinidae. The transcript has 7 exons.